AUGAACCUCUCUUCGGAACGCCACGAUGCGCAGAAGAACGCCGUUCCGUUUUUGCUGUUCCAAAAUGGAUCUCUGGGACGGGCGGGCAAGAUGGGCGGCGACUUUUUCGUUCCCAGCAGCCGGGAGUUGGAGAGACUGCUCUUGCUAACCAUCCAGGAGCCCACCACCAUUGCUCUGACCGUGAUGUACACCCUCUCCUUUGUGGUGGGCUUUGUGGGUAACAUCAUGUCUAUCAAGGUGCUCACCAGUAAACGGAACAGGAGACUGUCAGGGGUGAGCGCCACCCGGAGUCUCUUGAUCAACUUGGCGGUGUGUGAUCUCAUGGUGGUCUGUGUUUGCAUGCCCAUCACUCUGGGCCACACAAUCUAUACGGCGUGGGUGUACGGGGACUUCCUCUGCAGGGCCGUACCCUUCACGCAGGCCACGUCCGUGUCCGCCAGCGUGCUGAGCUUGACCGUCAUCAGUGUCAACCGCUAUUACAGUGUGCACAGCCCCCUGAAUGCCAGAUCCUUCUUCACCUGGAGGAAGAUCUUCUUGACCAUCACUGUUGUGUGGGUUCUGUCAUUGUCUAUCUGCAUGCCACUCAUCUUCAUGAACAAGCGGGAUGAGAUCCAACUAAUUGAGGGCCUACCCCUUGUUUUCCCUAUCUGCAGAGAAAUCUGGCCUCAUGCCAAGCUGAAGCAAGCCUACAAUGCCCUGCUCUUUAUUAUGCUUUAUUGCAUCCCCGUGGCAUUUAACUUGACCAUCAGCUUCCUCACAGGGCAGAAGCUGUGGAGCACCUCACAGUGUCUGGCGGAGUUUGACUCCCGAAGUCUGGCCGUGCAUUCGUCUCGCCUGAAAAUGCGCAAGAAGAUUGCCAAAAUGGUGGUUGCUCUGGUCCUGCUCUUUGCCAUAUCCUGGCUCCCCCUCUAUUUGACCGAUAUUUGGAUCGACCGAGAAGUGCAUCCAUCGCCGUGGGUUCUGCAGCUGCGCCCCUUUGCUCAGUGGCUCGGCCUGACCAACUCCAGCCUGAACCCCAUCUGCUACUGCUUCAUCGGAGACCUGUACCGCUCGGCGAAGGUAAUCAAAACCCGAUACCACCAGAGGUUCAUCUCCUUCUUCAGUUCUUCUUUCUCGGAGGAUCCUCCUGUCUCCACGUCGCCACCCAAACCGCUCUCCCUCAAGAGGCGGAUAGCUGCUGAGAACACGAACAAGGUGGACGAAAAGUUCUCCGACUGGUGUCCUCAUAACAGCACGUGUCAGAUAACUCAGGUGUCUCUGCAUGCCCCGCCAUCCUCGAGAUGCCCCAGAAACAGAUCGGAGCAGACAAGCCUGUAG
Messenger RNA from Scleropages formosus (Asian bonytongue), 1317 nucleotides. RefSeq names its product QRFP-like peptide receptor. The transcript has a single exon. NCBI's taxonomy places the organism in Eukaryota, Metazoa, Chordata, Actinopteri, Osteoglossiformes, Osteoglossidae. Gene Ontology annotation, molecular function: G protein-coupled receptor activity. Gene Ontology annotation, cellular component: plasma membrane. The record is from RefSeq and is a predicted model, not a curated record. Bases 1 to 1317 code for a protein of 438 amino acids. Gene Ontology annotation, biological process: G protein-coupled receptor signaling pathway.